AUGUUUCCUCAGAAUGAUGCCCUGGCAACUACCGAGGAAGUGGCUCUUCAGAUCCUCUUGCUUUGCCUGGUUGGGAUUGGGACUGCGGCCAACAUCCUUCUAUUUGUGCAUAAUUUCUCUCCUGUCUUAACUGGCUCUCCACAGAGGCCCACACAAGUGGUUCUCACCUUCAUGGCUGUGGCCAAUGCCUUGAUUCUUCUCAUCACUGCAUUUCCAAACAAUAUGUUUUUUGUUCCAAGGAAGCCUCAGACUGACCUCAAAUGCAAAUGGGAGUAUUACACUAGAAUGGUAGUCCGAAGCACAAACUUGUGCUCCACCUGUGUUCUAAGCACGUAUCAGUAUGUCACUCUUGUUCCUGGUAAGUAUGGAAGGGUGAUUCUCAGAGGAAGAGCCCCCAAGGUUCUGAAAUUUUCAUGUUAUGGUUGCUGGUUCUUCAGUCUUUUAAAUAAUGUCUAUGUUCCAAUGACAGUCAGUGGUCCGCAGAACAUAAGCAAGGACUAUAAAAGAAAGUGGGCCUGCUCUACAUCUGGUUUCAGUUUAGGCAUCAUCAUCUUGCAGUCUGCCCAUCAUGCCAUGUUCAUCAGCAUCAUGGUCUGGACCAGUGUCUCCAUGGUGAUUCUCCUGCACAGACACCACCAGAAACUGCACCACAUUCACACCUGCAGUGAAGACCAGAGAGCGGCACCUGAGAGUAGAGCAGCCCACACCAUCUUGAUGCUGGUGGCCAUGUUUGUGAGCUUCUAUGUUCUAGAUUGUAUUUACAUUUACCUUCACGUUUCUUAUGUGAAUUCUCGUCUCUGGUUGAGACAUGUAGGUGAAGUUUUUACUGCAGGCUUCCCCACCAUUUCUCCUUUACUGUUGAUUUUUAGAGAUCCGAAGGACCCUUGUUCUGUAAUCUUUAAGUGCUGA
Messenger RNA from Psammomys obesus (fat sand rat), 909 nucleotides. RefSeq names its product vomeronasal type-1 receptor 4-like. The transcript has a single exon. Gene Ontology annotation, molecular function: pheromone receptor activity. The record is from RefSeq and is a predicted model, not a curated record. Gene Ontology annotation, biological process: G protein-coupled receptor signaling pathway. Gene Ontology annotation, cellular component: membrane. The coding region runs from base 1 to 909 and encodes 302 amino acids. NCBI's taxonomy places the organism in Eukaryota, Metazoa, Chordata, Mammalia, Rodentia, Muridae.